This is a messenger RNA of Marmota flaviventris (yellow-bellied marmot), 1813 nucleotides long. The record is from RefSeq and is a predicted model, not a curated record. Lineage: Eukaryota; Metazoa; Chordata; Mammalia; Rodentia; Sciuridae.
AUGGAGACGGCGGCUGGCGGAGGCUGCGGCUCUGGGCCGCCGCUGCUGCUGAGCGAGGGCGAGCAGCAGUGCUACUCCGAGCUCUUCGCGCGCUGCGCGGGCGCCGCGAGCGGGGGCGCGGGUCCCGGGCCCCCUGAGUCCGCCAGGGUCGCCCUUGGCGCUGCCACUGCGGCCGCUGGCCCAGUGGCUGACCUGUUUCGGGCAUCGCAGCUCCCUGCCGAAACGCUGCACCAGAUCACAGAACUGUGUGGUGCAAAGCGGGUUGGUUAUUUUGGUCCAACACAGUUUUACAUUGCCCUGAAAUUAAUUGCUGCGGCACAGUCUGGCCUGCCUGUGCGGAUAGAAAGUAUUAAAUGUGCUCCUUAUGAAGCUAGACAGCCCCUUGUCCAGCCUGAGGGACCCUCAUCUGGGGGUCCAGGAGCCAAACCCCUUCGGCAUCAGGCUUCCCUUAUCCGGUCCUUUUCAGUGGAGAGAGAACUACAGGAUAACAACAGUAAUUACCCAGAUGAACCCUGGAGGGUAACAGAAGAACAGCGGGAGUACUAUGUUAAUCAGUUCCGAUCCCUUCAGCCAGACCCAAGUUCCUUCAUUUCAGGUUCAGUGGCCAAGAACUUCUUCACCAAAUCGAAGCUUUCCAUCCCAGAACUCUCUUAUAUAUGGGAACUUAGUGAUGCUGACUGCGAUGGAGCCCUGACUUUGCCUGAGUUCUGUGCGGCAUUUCAUCUCAUUGUGGCUCGAAAGAACGGCUACCCACUACCUGAGGGCCUCCCGCCAACUUUGCAGCCCGAGUACCUGCAAGCAGCUUUUCCUAAGCCCAAGUGGGACUGUGCAUUAUUUGAGUCUUAUUCUGAAUCAAUGUCAGCAAACCAACAACCACGUGACUUGAAUCGGAUGGAGAAGACAUCUGUUAAAGAUAUGGCUGACUUUCCUGUUCCUACCCAAGAUGGGACUGCUGAUGACAAACAAGCGCUAGCCUUGAAAAAUACUAUGAAUGAAGCCCUACCAAAGGAUGUGUCUGAAGAUUCAGCAACUCCUAAGGAUUCCAACAGUCUCAAAGCAAGACCAAGAUCCAGAUCUUACUCUAGCACCUCCAUAGAAGAGGCCAUGAAAAGGGGUGAGGACCCUCCCACCCCGCCACCGAGGCCACAGAAAACCCAUUCCAGAGCCUCCUCCUUGGAUCUGAAUAAAGUCUUCCAGCCCAGCGCACCAGCUACUAAAUCGGGAUUAUUGCCUCCGCCACCUGCACUCCCACCAAGGCCUUGUCCAUCACAGUCUGAACAAGUAUCCGAGACUGAGGUACUCCCGCAGAUGAACAGAGCCCCUUCCCAGGCUGCAGAAGGUAGUCCAGCAAAGAAGGAUAUAUCAUAUUCUCAGGCUCCAUCAAAGCCCAUUCGUAGGAAAUUCAGACCUGAAAAUCAAUCUACGGAAAACCAAGAGCCUUCUACUGCUGCAGGUGGGCCAACUUCUGUAGCAACUGUGAAACCCCAUCCAACGGUCCAAAAGCAGUCUUCCAAACAGAAGAAGGCCAUUCAAACUGCUAUCCGUAAAAAUAAGGAGGCAAAUGCAGUGCUGGCUCGAUUGAACAGUGAACUCCAACAGCAGCUUAAGGAGGUUCACCAAGAACGAAUUGCAUUGGAAAACCAAUUGGAACAACUUCGUCCAGUCACUGUGUUGUGACCUCCACGUUUCAAGUGACAGCGGGUGACCUUGUCUGCCAAGAUCUUUCUUUUGAAUGUUUGAGCCCAACUACUUGUCAUAGAUGUCUUAAUGUGUCAAAAGGUGUGAGCAGCAGAAUAUAAUCCAUAUGACCUUU